CACACCAUUGCCUCACUCACGCAGAUUCUUUGGCACUGAGCGCCGAUACUUGCAAUGCAGCGCCCAGGCCACAAGCUCAACACCCGCGAGGCCAACCCUAACGAAUACAUCACAUUCAUCCGCUCGCUGCAGAAUCGCCCGAACUCUGAGGAUGCAGAGCACAUCCUCAAGGCGAUCGCCGCCCAAGUCCGCAAGAUUAUGGCUGCGCGAUACAUGCUAAUCGGGACGCUGGAGGAGGCGGCGUACAAUGGCGUCUUUGCAGGGCGGAAUUGGAACCAUGGGCAGACUGUCGAGCUCGUCCUCCGCCGCCCCAAUGGCCAGUUCUAUCCCUUGAGCUACAUGCUCUCGGUUAUGGCUCACGAGAUGGCCCAUAUUACUCAUAUGAAUCACGGCCCCGAGUUUCAGAAGCUUAAUGCCGCGAUUCGCAAGGACAUCGCAGAUCUGCGCGCGAGGGGACACUACGGUGAUGGCUUCUGGUCACAUGGACAUCGCCUGCGCGACGGCGCCGAGCUCGGCGCAGCUGGACUCCAGGCCAGCGAGCUGCCGCAAUACGUGUGCGGCGUAACCAAAUCCGACGCCCGACGCGCCGGCUCGCGCCGCAGACGGCCGGCUAGUAGCCGCGGACCGGGCAUGGUGAAGGGCGUCGCCUCGCACCUGUCCGGCGCGCAGACGGAGAAGCGGAGCAAGCCGGGACAGCGCAACACCAUCGACAUGGGACUGGGUAGCGGGCGCGUAGACGGGCGCGAGGAACUUACGAAAGAGGACCACGAGCUCCGCAAGGCAUGGAUUGAGGCGCGAGUUGAAGCCCUCGUGCGUCAGGGUGUCGAGGUCAAGAAGGCUCGACGGCGGGCCGUCGACGCGUUUAAUAAGGCGAACCCCAGAUAUAGGGCCGGGAGUACCCGUGGCAAGCAGGCAGGGUCCAAGGCUGCGGCACAAGAUCGGGCGGCGCUUUUCGAGCGGUUGUUGAGUCGCGGUGCUCCGUCAGUCAAGGAGGAAGGGCUCGCGGAGGUGCCAGUCAAACAGGAGCCAGUAAAGGAGGUAGACGACUCUGGAGAAGGAGAAGACAGCGACGAGGACGACAUCGAAAUCAUCGAGGACCCACAUCUCUCUUUGGAAGAACGACGGAAGGAGCUGGACGCGGAUCGGGAGGAAGAGCCCGGUACUUCAGCCGGAGGACUGCGUCCAGAAUGGAAGGAGUUCCUCGCUGAAGCUGCGCAGGCCUCAGCGAAGCGCGACGCAAGUGUCCGCCGUCGACAUGUGCCGUCCUCGAGGAGCUCACGCUCUCCACAGGGUAAUGCAAAGCCUACCACCCAGGAAGUCAUCGAAGUCGCAGACAGCUCUGACGAGGAGCUACGCGAAUAUGACAGACCUCCAAAGCGCCUCCGCAUGGUCAAGGACGAGGCGGGUUCAUCAGAGCCUCUCCACACCUCGUCUCACUGCCCCACAUCGUCUUCAAUCGUCAAGCUUGACAGCGAUCGAGAUCGGAUCCGGGAGCGGCGGCUCCGUGCGUUUGGUCAGGCUUCAAGUACGCCAUCCGGUACAUCUCAACGCGCCACCAGCCCGGAGGCAGCACAUAAAGCCAUCAAACUCGAGGACGGGUCGGAAGGAUGGAUCUGCGGUGUUUGCAGCCUCGAGAAUUCGUUGUCGCAGACCCGAUGUGGCGUGUGUGAGGCUUGUCCGGAUGGCACCGGGUCUAUCGCGCAGUAGAACGUGAACAUCGCGCUCGUGCCCAGUGUAACUAGAGGUGCUAGAUACAGUUGUAAGAACAUGAGCACUCAUGUGCUCUGUGAUCUGUGAAG
Cutaneotrichosporon oleaginosum is the source of this 1799-nucleotide messenger RNA. RefSeq lists its product as uncharacterized. The record is from RefSeq and is a predicted model, not a curated record. NCBI's taxonomy places the organism in Eukaryota, Fungi, Basidiomycota, Tremellomycetes, Trichosporonales, Trichosporonaceae.